GGCACGGCUGCUCCGGUCCUGUCCCUGUCCCGGUCCUGUCCCUGUCCCGGUCCCGGUCCCGGUCCCUGUCUCUGUCCCCGUCCGGUCCCGGUCCCGUCCCGGUGCCGCCCGGAGCAUGGCGGGGCUGGCGCAGUGCCAGCGCGAGGCGGAGGAGGUGACGGAGCUGAUGAAGCAGAACUUCGCCAAGGCGCUGGAGCGCGAAGGGCGCCUCAGCGACCUGGACAGCCGCGCGCAGGAGCUGCGAGCCAUGGGCGAGACGUUCACGCGCAGCACGCGGGCGGUGGCGCAGCAGCAGCGUGCGGGGCACUGGCGGUGGCGGCUGGUGCUGGGGGGGGCGGUGGCCGUGGGGCUGCUGCUGCUGCUCGCCAUCGCCCUGGGGCUGGGGCUCGCCCCCCGCGGCCCCCCCGCGCCCCCCGGCCCGGCCCCCCCGGCCACCAGCAGCCCCCCCACCCCGCCGUGACACGGCCCCGGGAGACCCUGCGGUGAAUAAGACGUUGUUAUGAGUGCUGGGAGACCCUACAAUAACAAAGCACCUGGAGCUGCUUCAGGAGACCCUACAAUAAAUAAGACAGUGAUGGGAGACCCUACAAUAACAAAGCACCUGGAGUUGCUCCAGGAGACCCUACGGUAAAUAAACACCUGGAGCUGCUCCGGGAGACCCUACAGUAAAUAAGACAGUGCUGUGAGUGCUGAGGAAACCUACAAUAACAAACAACCUGGAGUUGCUUUGGAGACCCUACAGUAAAUAAGACAUUAUUGCGAGUUCUGGGAGACCCUACAAUAACAAGCCACCUGGAGCUGCCCCUACAGUAAAUAAGACAGUGCUGUGAGUGCUGAGAAAACCUACAAUAACAAACAACCUGAAGUUGCUUUGGAGACCCUACAGUAAAUAAAUACCUCGAGCUACUCUGGGAGACCCUACAGUAAAUAAGACAUCACUGCAAGUGAUGGGAGACCGUACAGUAACAAACCACCCAGAUCUGCUCCAGGAGACCCUACAAUAAAUAAGCCAGCACUGCAAGUUCUGGGAGACCCUACAAUAACAAACCAACCAGAGCUGCUUGGGGAGACCCUAGAAAAAUAAGCUACCACAACAAGCACUGGGAAACACUACAGUAACAAGCCACCAGGAGCUGCUUGGGAAGACCCUACAACAACAAGCCAGUAAGAACCCCCUCUGUGAGACCCUACAAUAACAAACCACCAGGAGCUGCUCCAGGACAACCCUAUAAUAAACAAAUGUCAGGACCUGCCUGGGGAGACCCUAUAAAAAUAAGCCCGCACACCAAGCAGUAGGAGACACUACAGUAACAAACCACCAGGAGCUGCUCCAGGGAGACCCUACAAUAAACAAGGGUGCUUUCAGGAGACCCUGCAAUAACAAACCAGUAGGAACCUCCUCUGUGAGACCCUACAAAACAAAAUACUAGGAGCUGUUCCGGGGACACUACAAUAACAAACCAGCAGGACCCUCUCUGGGAGACCCUACAAUAAAUAAGGCUGCAGGAUCUGCUUUAUGAAGGUCCAAUGACAACAACCCACCAGGACUCGCUGUUGGAAGACCCUACAAUAACAAACCACCGUGCCUUGCGCCAGGGUGACCCAUUAAUAACAAACCCAUGGGGCCUGAUUUUGGGAGACCCUACAAUAACAGGCCUAUGGGAUCCGCUGCAGGGAGACUCUACGAUAACAAACCAGCACGACAUGCUCCAAGAAGACCCUACAAUAAUACACCAGCAGGACUCGCUGUUGGGAGACCCUACAAUAACAAACCACCGUGCCUUACUCCAGGGAGACUCUACGAUAACAUAUAACCAUGUCUCACCCCAAGGAGACCCUACAAUAACAAAUAUCCCUGCCUCGCCCCCAGGAGACCCUACAAUAACAACCUUACGGGGCCCAAUUCGGGGAGCCCCUACCACAAUAAACCAUCACAGCCCA
Messenger RNA from Cygnus atratus (black swan), 1941 nucleotides. It is a transcript of the gene VAMP5, whose product is annotated as vesicle associated membrane protein 5. Gene Ontology annotation, cellular component: plasma membrane. Lineage: Eukaryota; Metazoa; Chordata; Aves; Anseriformes; Anatidae. The transcript is spliced from 3 exons. Gene Ontology annotation, biological process: Golgi to plasma membrane protein transport. The record is from RefSeq and is a predicted model, not a curated record. The coding region runs from base 116 to 460 and encodes 114 amino acids.